Molecule: messenger RNA, 1416 nt
Organism: Trametes versicolor FP-101664 SS1
Lineage: Eukaryota; Fungi; Basidiomycota; Agaricomycetes; Polyporales; Polyporaceae
Exons: 8
Coding region: 9-1262 (417 amino acids)
Source: RefSeq, a predicted model, not a curated record
GAUCCGUCAUGCUCUCAUGCCGGCAACGCGGAAACCACGUCCUCAAAACAAGCGCACUUAGUAGACGCGUCGCAGGAAGGUCGUACUCAAACAAAGUUAGAGUAUUCCCCUUCGUCGCGUCCAAGGAAAAGGCGGUCGCAUGGCUCAACUGUGGGGCUGCGUUGACCACAGGAGAUAGACCGCUUAAUACAUUGCUCCGCUACGUGUUCCCCAGCCUUGACUUAGAUGCGUUGCGGCCCGUCCGCGUCCAGCCAGCAUACAUUCCGACGUGGGUGGUCGACGCGGAACUCGAGGGCACGAUAUGGGCCAAGAAGCAGGACACGGAUGAUCACUUCACGAAGGACACUGCUCAAAUUCAAUUUGCCCAAACAGAACUACCCGGCUUCACAUAUCGACCUCUGUCGAGCUUGAGUUUCAUGACGCCUGAGCUGCUCGAGGCCAACACGGUGCCAUGGUCGGACGACCUACGCAAGAACGGGGAGGACCAGGUCUUGUGCCCGCCGUUCGCACACACCCCUUUCCAUUUAUCCGAAGCGAUGCGUACGCUGUCGACCGCUGAUGCAACAGUUGCGGACGUACUCCGCUUCGAGCCGUCUUCUGUCAAAGAGACCAUGAUGGCGGCGUACCCCGUCCUCAUCCCCGUCUACCUCGCGCAGUAUAAAGUCAUGACCCCAAUCAAGGGCCAGCGACAAGAGAUGACCAUCACCGCCUAUUUGGAAGCCGGCGUCCCCAACGGCCGCAUCGCGGGCGAGACCGUCCCCGUCCUCAAGGAGAUGCUGGGCAUGUGGGGCAUCGACCCCCCAGAAUUGCUCGUCGGCGGCCGCUACAAGGACCUCGUGCACAACUUCACGAACGUCCGCAGCCUCACCGCGCACAACGUCACGCUCGCGCACCGCACGCUCGUCGAGGAGUACGCGGACCGCGCGCUCGUCGCGGGCAAGCCGCUCCGGCGGUACAGGGAGCGCUUCUUCCCCCCGGCGCGGGGCGCGGCGGCGAUCGACUGGACGGACACGCGCAUCCGCCCAUUCGAGCCGGAGGAGCGCCACACGAACCUGCGGUGGCUCGCAGCGAGUGCAGACCUGUUUCUGCUCAGAUCGAUGCUGCAGGUGUAUGAGCGCAGACGCGAGACAGGCGGGCGAGCCUGCCGUGCAGGACAGCGAGAUCGAGUGGGUGAAGACGCAGAUUGCCGCGGCGGAGAAGGACAGCGAGGAGCGCAAGCCGGCGUGGUUGUCUGCGUACGAGCUCCAGGAGCGCCUGCUUGAGGGCUCUCCGGCACACGCGGCGUCGGAGACUGCGACGAGUGAGGGACAAACACAGACAGUGCAGCAGGAGCCGGAACAGCCGAAGCCUUAGCAGACUUUAGCGCAUGUACUUCGUGCUUCAAGUUGUUGCUCUCUGGACCACCUUGAUUGGUUU